Microplitis mediator is the source of this 5143-nucleotide messenger RNA. RefSeq names its product polyhomeotic-proximal chromatin protein-like. Gene Ontology annotation, molecular function: protein binding. Bases 548 to 3886 code for a protein of 1112 amino acids. The transcript has 11 exons. Gene Ontology annotation, cellular component: PRC1 complex. Lineage: Eukaryota; Metazoa; Arthropoda; Insecta; Hymenoptera; Braconidae. The record is from RefSeq and is a predicted model, not a curated record.
UCACGAUGCCUCUGGGAUUUGUCCACGUCGGACCAAUGAACGUGACGAUGUGCCUGGCAUGAAUACGCGGGGUGCACGUUCAGUAAAGGAGAGUGAGCCAACCUCGGUAUAGAAUAAAUGACGAGUUCUGCUGGCAGAGUGGGAGUAAUGGAGAGCUGAUGGGUUGUGGGGUAAGAGGAGCAAGGGGCGUAAUUUUACAAACUCGAAGUAGGGAACAGACAGAGCUAGUCGACAGUGCUGGCAAUGCUCACGGUAACAACACUACGUAAUAUUUAGUCGCGUGUUAUUAUAUAUUUAUGUGUUAUCUUGACUAAAAUUCCGGGAAAAUCAAAUUCAAAAAUUAGUAUUAAUUAAAGUAUCAGUGAGUUUGAAUUUACCGGAGACUGUUAAAGUUUUUGUGGUUAAAAGUGUUGUGUCAACAAUGAUGUUAAUUCAUUGGCGUGAUUUAAAACGUGUCUAGGUGUGACUGCGCAAUCGCCAUCUGGAUUAUAUUUUUUCAUCCAAUAAUUAACGGAGAAAAAGAAUUAUAUAUAAGGACUGUAAUUAGAUGAUGAUAAAUACCCUCGAGAUGCAGCAACAGAAUGUUCAGCAGCAACAGCUCCAGCAGCAGCAGAAUCAGCAGUCACAGCAGACUGGUCAGCAGCAGACGACACAGUCCCAGCAGCAGCCGCAACAGCAGCAGAAUCAACAAGACAAUCAUGGACAGCAAGUGACCCAGCAGAUUCAACCGCAGCAACAAAUACAACAGGUAUCUGUUCAGCAGCAGCAACAACCGCAAAACCAGCAGCAAGGAAAUGCUCAGCACAAUGUCACUCAGGUUCAAGUCCAGUCCCAAGUUGCCGCGAGUAUGCCGCAGCAGCUUCAGGGGGCGGUGGCGGUGUCCAUGCAGCAGCAUCAGCAACAGCCGGGUGUGUCGAUGGCGUUGGCAGGUCAGCAGGGAGCGACGACCAUCACCACGAUGGCCGCACAUCCUCAGGCUGUCCAAGUUAUCCAGCAGCCCAUGCAGAGUGGAGCUUAUCAUCUUCAGCAGCUAUACAAUACUCAGGGAACGCCGAUGUUGCUGCCAGGGAACUUGGCCCUUCAUCCAGCAAAUCUCAACCCAUCGUCAAUCCAAGUAAUCACUGCCGGUAAACCCUUUCAAUCAGCUGGUCAGUUGACUCCGCACAUGCUGACAACUGCUUCGACUCAAGGGCAACCUGGUGGCCAUGGAGGUCAGGGAGGUAAGGUUCAGGGUUUUCCAGCAGGUUAUUUACCUGUUCCGACUUCUAACCCCGGUGGUGGUCAGACGCUGGUCUUUGGGCAGCUUGGGGUUCUCGGUUCACCCCAACCUCAGCAGUCGCUGCAGCAGCAACAGCAACAACAAGGAGGAAAUAAAGCCGAUCAAGUACAAAAAUACACGACAUGUGCAGCUGGUGGACAAAACGCAGCACGAGGGGGUGGUAUGCAAUUCGCACCAUGGCAAUUUACACCACAAGUUUGGGCUGGACUACAGCCACCCGGCACAACACUACUCGCUGCUCCAAAUCAGAUUUUUAUCAGAAGUCCUACGCAACCGGAAAUGUACAUACAGAGUCCUCAGCCAAUUCAAGCUCACAAUGCUAUAGCAACGCAGCAGCAGCUACAGGGUGUCCAACAAAUAGCCGCUGCCAGCGGAAAGCCGAGAGUUAUGGACAUACAGCAGCAGCCUCAACAACCGGGUAAACAAGGCGGUAGUGGUCAGCGUCCUUUGAGUAUCCUACCGUCAUCACUUCAAGGAGUUCAGGGAGCAAACAUACGACCGGCCAGCUCGGUCUCUACUCAAACAGUCCACGGAGUACAGACUACGGUACAAACACAGAGCGGCAAGGGCAGUGGGAGUGGCGGUAAAGGCCGUGGUAAGCCGGUGGUUCGCACAAGUCCCGGAACAAAUGCCUCUCAAGGCACAACAAAAGCCGAUGCAGCCAAUCAAACGAAAUCUAAUGUUCAUCACGCCACAAUGAUAAUGCAACAACAGCCCAAUGCUACAAAUAAUAACGGAAACAGUAACAAAGUACUUAUAACAACGAAUUCACCGGUGGUUACUUCUGCGCAACCACCUGGCUCACCUAUGUCCACUGCUGACAAACAAAACUUUGGGCAACAAAACAAAACAGUAAUGCAAUCACCACAACAGCAACAACAGCAGCAGCAGCAGGCCCAGCAACAAGCCCAGCAGCAGCAACAGGCCCAGCAGCAAGCCCAAGCCCAAGCUCAAGCCCAGGCCCAGGCGACGAUGCAGCCCCAGUACCAGCAGAUGUUCAUGCAACAGAUGCAGCAGUUGCAGCAGCACCAGCAGCAACAGUUACAGCAGCAGUUCCAGCAGCAGCAGCAGCAACAACAGCAGCAGCAGCAACAACAACAACAACAGCAGCAGCAACAGCAGCAGCAACAACAACAGCAACAACAACAACAGCAGCAAGCCCAAUCCACCCAGCAACAGAUACAACCGAAGCCACUGAUGGGCAUGGCUAUCCAGCCAUCGCAGCAACCGCCUGGCGUCGUUCUUGGUACCGAAAGACCCAUCAUGCCGGUAGUGUCAAUGGGUGGAGUUGGGGUUGGAGUUGCAACCACAUUACAAAUGGGCCAGGUACAGCAGCCUUCUAUGCCUGCAGUACAGCAGCUUCCUAUGCCCGCCCUGAAUCCAGCGAUAAUUGGCAACCAGAUGGUUGGAGGCACGCCGCAGGUUCAGGCGAUGCCCAUUCUCACUCAGCCUAGUGAAGUUCCCGCUCCGCCUCAGGACAGCGCUACGACUCCUAUGGUAGUCGCCGCUGAUCGCAAUCAGAGCGCCGAUUGCCCGGUGGUGCUGCAGCCUUGCGCUACUCCCAGCGCCACUGAGGAAGCGAGACAGACUCCUAAGAAAGAGGACGAGGCUAAAGAACCGGCAGCUAGUCAAGGUAAGUUACUUAUUUGCAGUAAUAACAUUUCUGUCUCCACUGGACUUUUUUUCAAGUUAUCAUUAAUUUUAGACGCCGAAGCCAAGCCAACGGCUAAAGAAGAAAACUCGACUGCUAAAGCGGAUGAUAAACUUUCCAAUAACCCGCUAGUUAAUUUAGCAAACGCGGUAAAUUCAAUAACCAACGGAAUUGCUGAUGAACCAGCGAACGCCGUGACAACUCCGACGUCCAGCGGCAAACAAGCUCUGCCUAAAGCUCUUGUCAAACCUCAAGUUCUUACCCACGUCAUCGAAGGUUUUGUCAUCCAAGAAGCUUCUGAGCCGUUUGCGGUAAAUCGUUCGACGCUCAACGGAUCAGUCACUCAAGACUCGUCAAUUUUGAACAAAAAUAACAACAACAACAACAUAAACGAAAAAGAUGCCCAUGAAGAACCUCCAAGUAAGAAAAGAAAAAAACACUCGGCUAAUUAUUCAAAUGAAAAUGAAGCGACAACUAAAUGCGAGGCCUGUGGCAAUGUCUUUGAUGAACACACGACCAAAUUCAAAAAGGACAAACGUUUCUGUUCAUCAAUCUGCGCAAAAAGCAAAAAGCGGGAAACACGCGACCGCGAGGCUGCAGACAAACAGUGGACGGAUAUGGAUGUCGAUACCAAGAAAAAUGAUGAUGGAGCCAAGAAAAAUAUUGAAGAAAAAUCUGUUACGCCUAUUGAAGAUCUUACGCCUAAAAUAAAUCCUAUUAAAUGGACGGUAAACGAAGUCUGCGACUUUAUCCGAAAUCUUCCCGGUUGUUCAGAUUACGCUGAAGAUUUUGCGAUCCAAGAAAUCGACGGUCAAGCUCUGAUGCUGCUGAAAGAAGACCAUCUGAUGUCUGCGAUGAGUAUAAAACUCGGACCAGCAUUAAAAAUAGUUGCUAAGAUAGAUUCUAUGAGAAUUGAUAACAGUGUCAGCACAUCCCCCACGUCUAAUAGCUCAUAAAUAUCCGCUCCGUCCCGGACUUUAUUUACUAAGUUAUCAGUAACUAUAGCUAACGAUUAAACGAAAUUAGAGUAACUACUGUGUUCUGUUAAAUAAUUGAAUUAAACUGUUCAAUUAUUGACUCAUCAACAAAUAUCCUGUACAAACCGAUAAGCGUAAGAUUAAUAUCGAGACAAGACAUUUAUAGUAUACGGUACUCAUGUCCGAUAAAAAUAUAUACAUGAUACAUUUACAUAUAAAUAUAAAUACUUAUUAAGCUGUAAAUACAGUAGUUUAGUUGUCUCAUUACUUAAGACUCAUGAACAAACAAUAAAUUAUUUACGCAAUUGUUUAUGAUUUAUAAAAAUUUAUCUACCGUCUUGGUAAUUUUUUUUCUUUUCAUUUAUUUUUAUAUUGAGUGAUUAAAUAAUUAUCUUAGUGAUGAUAACAAUAAUAUCAAUUAUUAGUCAACGUGAUGCAUUUUUUCUUUAAAAGUAAAAAAUAAAAAGUGAAUUUAUUUGAAAGUUGUAGUAAUAAAUGUAAAUAAUUAGUUAUUAUUUACUAGAGUAGAGAACUUUGUCUCGUGCAAUUAACAGUUUUUGUACUAAAACAUAAUAAUAAUAAUAAAGUAAUUAAAUAUAAGGCUCUUGUAAAUUUAAAUAAAUAACUGCCAACAAUAAAACAUUAAUGUGAUUUAAUUAAAGAGCUUUGUUAAAUUGUUUAAACAUUAUAAUUAAUGAGUGAAGCUUAAAUAAUUAACGAACAAAAUUACUUAAGUGAUUUAUGAUAAUAAAUUUUUUUACAAAAUAAAUUAUUACAUUAUUUACCUCCAUAUUUUUACUCCAGUUUUAUUUUUACAGAAAACUUUGCGAGCUGACAAUUUUUAAAUAAAUUUAAAAAGCGCGCGGUAGACUUUUGAAUUCUGUACGCAUUUUCUCCGAGAUUAUUUGAUUUGUUUAUUCAAAAAUAAAUUGUCGGCUGCUGUUAUAAUUAAUUUUAUUUUUUUGUAAUAUUUAAAUUAAUUUUUAUAUAAAAAUAUGACUAAAAAUUACUCGUUUAUACAUCAGGGACAAACGCAGUGCCUUCUCUUAGUAAUUCUUGCUCUGCUUUUAUUCUCUCAGCUUUUUUAACCGGCUUUAUAUUGACGUAAUAAUCAUAACCCAGCUGAGCAGUUGCUACUAUGGUAAUUAAUGUGAGUCCCAUGCAAGCAUAAACAAAUCCAUGGUGUAAUGCAUUAGCUAUCUUGUUUUUUGUUGCCCGCUUCAUUGUUUACAAUCG